AUGUCGACACCCCAUAGGGGCUUGCCUCCGCCGGCGGCCAUGACAUUGCCACCUCAGCCUUCCUCGAUCAGCCAGCCAGUAUUAAGCCAACCCCUCUUAAGCCAGACUCAAUUGCCUCAGCCCAUGGGACAACUACCUGGUCCUCCACAGCAAUGGCAAGGCGCGGAAGAAUCAAUGAGGAACUGGCUGCAUGCAAAAGCCGAAGAAGACAAGCGGAAGCAAGAAGAAGAGAAGACGCGGCAGGAAUCACUGCGGUUAGAACAAAGAAAAAUCGAGCAAGACAUGUUGAGAACGUCGCUAGCGGGAGGUAUCCCGCCCUAUAUGAUUCCAAUGGUGUUUGCGGGGAUGGGGGGCGGAAAUCUUCCAAAUGCCAGCUUGGAGUGGGCACAACAUUACAUGGCACAGGCACACCACCUUCAGCAGCAGCCGCAACAAAUUCCGCAGCAACCGCAACUUCUACCUUCCCAAGUGCAGACUUCGCCCGAGCAGAUCCAGCGGCGGAACUCUCGAGGACACGGACAGCCUCCUGCUACGCAGCAAAAUCCAGUUCCAAUGACUUUGCCUUCCACCCCAAUAGGCCCUUCAGGAUCUCAGCAACCCGCGAGCUUUCUGCCGAGCUAUCCAUUAUCACCAGCGUCACGAUCUCGACAAAACACGCAAGCGCAGACAACGAUUGUGCGGCCGUCCCCAACGUCUCAGCUUCCUAGGCUGAAUACGGGAGAACUGCACAUCCAACCACCACCGCCAGGACCCGGCAUGCAAAUAUUACCUGGCCAGCCAAGCCACCCAUUGCAACAAACGCAGUCCGUCCAGCAGCAAGAGUCGCAAACUUCCCCAUCUAUCUACUUUCACCAUUGGCAACCGCCCACCUCACAGGCAGGAACGAGUGGUGGCAAUCAGCCGGCAACUCCUUCAGGCAAGCCUCGAUAG
Venustampulla echinocandica is the source of this 930-nucleotide messenger RNA. RefSeq lists its product as uncharacterized. NCBI's taxonomy places the organism in Eukaryota, Fungi, Ascomycota, Leotiomycetes, Helotiales, Pleuroascaceae. Bases 1 to 930 code for a protein of 309 amino acids. The transcript has a single exon. The record is from RefSeq and is a predicted model, not a curated record.